Prorocentrum cordatum is the source of this 453-nucleotide messenger RNA. NCBI's taxonomy places the organism in Eukaryota, Dinophyceae, Prorocentrales, Prorocentraceae. The record is from the annotation of a GenBank genome assembly.
AUGCUCGACCCGAGAUUGGCGUCGUCGUUCUCCCUUCCAUCGAGGAGGGCACUGGAAGCCGCCCCCGGCGAUGCCACGAGGAAGCUCUUCGGCACGUCGACGGCAGGGAGCAUGUGGACAGACGGCCGCGCCGGGAGCAAGGAGGCGCUUGCGCACAGGGCAGAGAGCAUGGGCCCGGUCCUGAACAGGCCGCCGCAGAUGACGGCGUCGAUUCCGAUCUGCUUCCGGCCCACGGCGCAGGAGCACUACUUCGCGCAGGAGCCGCUGGACCGCGAGGUGAACGCCUGGGCGCUGAACCGGAACAGGGAGAUCGGCAGAGACGGGGCCGGGAAGAGGCCGAACACGUUCCCCGACCAGCUUCGCCCUCCGAGCACGCCCGCGCCUUCGCCGCUCUCUCGCAGAAGCAGGCCCGCCGUGCCAGGCAGCGGCCGUGCAGGAAGAGGUCAGCCGUGA